Messenger RNA from Nannospalax galili (Upper Galilee mountains blind mole rat), 1516 nucleotides. RefSeq names its product testis expressed 37 (gene Spmip9). Bases 340 to 909 code for a protein of 189 amino acids. The record is from RefSeq and is a predicted model, not a curated record. Lineage: Eukaryota; Metazoa; Chordata; Mammalia; Rodentia; Spalacidae. Gene Ontology annotation, cellular component: cytoplasm. The transcript has 3 exons.
AAGGUGGGGAUAUUUAUUCUAUGGGAAUUGGCAGAUGUUCUAAAGUCAGGGCUUAUGUUUCCCUCAAAUUUUGGCCAUAAACUUGCUCUGCUAUUUGAUUUACCUGUUGGAGGGAUGUAUCUGAUAUUGUGAGUGAAUUCUAAUUCCUCCUGAAUCCUGUUAUGGCCCCUUUGUCACAUGGCUCCCUUUAUCCCUAGUGCCUCUCUAGCUCCAGAGGAUGUGUUAGGUGGGAUCCUGGGGAAGGUGGAGUGGGAAGGGAUGAGGGACCAGGGUAGUAAUGCUUGCUUUCCACAGAUGUGGGGAUAGUGGGAUGUUUCCCUGCUUGAGGAAGAGGGCUAAAUGACAUAUCUUUCUAGGUCCUUGGCCAUGGCACGUGUGGUGAACCCCAGGAAGGACUAUGUGGACCUAGACGUAUACCAAAGUUCGUACAUGGUCGACUAUAAGCCCUUUGGGAAGAACAAAUACUCCAGAGUCACGCCUCAAGAGCAGGUGAAACUCAACAUCCAGCUACAAGACAAAGAGUUUUAUAGGCCCGUGCCCAACUCCAACCCCAAGCUGGAGGAUGGGUACCCUGCCUUCAAAAGACCCUACAUGACUGCAAAGGACCUGGGAGUCCCUGGCUUCUUCCCAUCACAGAACCUCAUAGCCCCAGUGAAUGAUGAGUGCAGGUUCACCAGCACCUGCCAUUACGCAUACCCAGCUUCACCUGCUCUGUACCUGGCCCAGUAUGACCCGUACUGGCUUCAUCAGAGGACUGAUUUCCCAUGCUUCAUGGAGCUUGAGUGGCAGCCUGCUCCAGAGGUGGGUAGAGGCUACCUUCUACUGCCUGGCCGUCCCUGUCCUCAGUACCAGAAGGUCAAAGUCCCUAUCUUGAAUCGAUGGGGACCCUUGAUGCCACUUUACCAAUAGGAAGAGUGACAAACACCUGCUGUUGCAGUGGUGUGAGGAAAUUCCACGCCACUGCUCACAGACAGGGAACUGAAAAUAAACCUGGAAAGAUGUCCCUUUGACAUCAGGGUACUUGUUCUAUAAUUCCCAGCCUGCCCCGGGGCACAGCAUCACAGUUGCAGAAGUGAUGGAGGGGAAAAGGAGGCUGAAUCAGUGUGUGUGUGUGUACAGAACUGGAAUUGGUGGCAUUUUAUUUUGCACACAUUUUGGAGUGUGUGUAUGGAGUAUGUAUAUAUGUGUACACAUAGGAUAUAUGUGUAUGUGUAUAUGUAUGAGUGGUGGUACCUGCAUGCCAUGUUACAUAUGUGGAGGUCAGAGGACAACCUCAGGUGUCAGUCCUUACUUCCCACUUUGUUUGAGACAGGGUCUCCUCUAUUGCUUGCCCCAGCAUACCCCAGACUAGGGGACACACACGUCUAGGCAUGCUCCUGUCUCUGCCUCCAACCCCACUAUAGGAGUCCUGGGGUUACAGAUAUGCUACUGUACCCAGCAUUACAUGGAUUCCAGGGUUUCGAACUCAGGUUACACAGCAAGCUUUUUAUGCACUGAACCAUCUCCCUAGCUUGUC